Messenger RNA from Anguilla anguilla (European eel), 3474 nucleotides. RefSeq names its product carnosine synthase 1-like. Bases 58 to 3096 code for a protein of 1012 amino acids. NCBI's taxonomy places the organism in Eukaryota, Metazoa, Chordata, Actinopteri, Anguilliformes, Anguillidae. The record is from RefSeq and is a predicted model, not a curated record. Gene Ontology annotation, molecular function: ATP hydrolysis activity; metal ion binding; ATP binding. Gene Ontology annotation, biological process: carnosine biosynthetic process. The transcript is spliced from 9 exons.
CUCUCACUCUUCCACUGUCUGUCAUUUACAGAGUCCUGCUUCUGCCCCACAUUAACAAUGCUCUCUGUCAGUUCCCUCCCUGGUAGCGUGCUUCUCAGUUAUCCAGGCAUGCAUCAGAAGAGCAGCUGUCCUAUCAUGCAUCAGGAGAGCAGCUGUGCAAUGUCAGAUCCAGACCGUGUGGAGAAAGGUCUGUAUCAGAUGCUACAGGAAGCACUGAGAGAGAUUGGGCUUCCUGAAACCCAGGACAGGACACGUGGUGGACACGUACCAGGUGAAUACUACUCAGAGCUGUGUUUCUGUGUGCUGGGUUCCCCACUCCCCCACCUCUCCUUCCUGUUAGAGGCAGGUCAGGUAAGCCCAGGCGAUUCCCUCCUAUGUCUCUCCCCUUCCUGGGUCACUCGGGCCUCCACAUCACUUGUGGUCCACAAAGCCGUGACCUUUGACCUUGGGGGCCGUACCACCCUUCUCACCUUUUGUCCCCCCCGCCGGGUCACUUACCUACUGACCUGCAACCCCUGGGCUGGGCAGGAGGUGACGCAGGGGGUUGACUGUCCGAUGGGUGGGUCAUUGGAGUUGGAACGAUUCUGGAGCGACAGGCUGACCGCGAGGGUCCUGCUGCAGAAGGCCAAAAUCAAUUGCCCUCCAACCCUGGCACUCCUCCUGCCCCCGGGGCAGAACAUCGUGGGGGAGGGGCGCACGGGGGUCGUUGAGGUUGUCCUGCUGGAGACGGAGGGGGCGCAGAGGGGUACAGACUCCAUCCGAAACAAGCUGACGACAUUCCUGGAGUCUGAAGCAUUGAGGCAGGCUGACAGGGUGGUAGUGAGGCGCAGUAGAGGUGGGUCAGAUGACAGCCUUCUUCACCUGCCCCGGGAUAACAGGGAGGAGGUGUGGGCAAAGGUGAGCCAAACGCUGCCCCUCCUAAUGCCUGGAGAGGCCAUCCUGGUUGAGGAAUACUGCUCUCCACUGAAGCCUGGGCCUAGAGUAGAAGACCACACCUGGGAGCAGUACUCUGGUAAUCCAAGGGAAAUGGACUGCAGGCCCCAGAUUCCUGAUCUGUCAUUCAGGGUGUGUGCCACCGUCACCCGCUCCCCCCAAAAUGUCCCCCUGCUGUACAAGUUGGAGUGUAAAGUUGGACCAGUUGGCACCCCUCCAUCUGGAUAUCACUCCAUCUCCCAGUCCCUGGAAACCACCUUGUCUGACCUUGGCUACUCUGACCCAUCCAUGACUGCCUCCCUUCGGCAGCUGGCAACUGACACUGCCCUGGCCUGCCUCCAAAUUGUCAUGGACACCGAGUCUGGGAUGUCACCAGGACAACGGGGCGGGAUGUGUGCUCAGAGCGAUGUGAUAGGUGUGGACCUCCUCAUCACUCUCUCUGGUUCGAUCAUCUCCCCAGUGGUUCUGGGGCUGCGCCCGUCUCCCCAGCUGAGCCCUCACUUCCUGGAGGGUGGCAUGGGUGGCUGGGACGAGCGUGGUAGAGGUAUGUGGUGGGACAAGGAGGGGUGUCUGGGUAGCCUACUGCAUUCCCCCUUGGCCCGCUCACAGUGCUACCUCAUGAAGGGGAAGACCGUGUUAGUCAUCGGGGCAGGAGGGUACAGCAAGAAGUUUGUGUGGGAAGCAGCCAAUCAGUAUGGUCUAAAGAUUCUACUGGUUGACUCUGACCCCUCCCACUUUGCCUCCCGCCUGGUGGAACACUUCCUCCCCUUACCGGACCUCCCUGAUCAUGGCCGAGAUGACCAGCACUGUGUGCGCAUCUGUGAAUGGGUGGAAUCGGCGGGGCUCCGCCCGGACGGGUGUCUGUGUUUCUGGGAUGACUGUGUGGUGCUGGCCUCCUUGAUCUGCCGGAGCCUGGGUCUCAGGGGUGCCCCACCUGAGGCAAUCCACAUUGCCAAAGAAAAGAGUCGUACCCACCUGCACCUACUGGGGCUACAGGGACCCCCGUCCAAGAGAUCUGGUCCCCAUGAGGGCGGCCGGCUGGCGGGUACCAUAGAGACAGUCUUGGAGAUGGAGGGAGAAAGCCUGAGGGCCAUAAUGGACUUUGACAGGAGGGAGCAGGUGGGUCUGAAGGGGGAGGCAGCGGAAAACCAUGGCAACAGCAUCUCAGAUGACUCCGUCCCCUCGCCAGGUUCCUUCUGCUCCUGGGUGCCACACCUUUCGCCCCCACCCGCCAGCUAUGGUGUGCCUUGUGCCCACAUGGAGAAUGCCCAGGACCUGAAGGACGCGGUGCAGCAGAAUAGGGUGCGUUUUCCCGCUGUCAUGAAGCUGGAAUAUGGCGCCGGGGCAGUGGGUGUGAAGCGGGUGGGCUCGCUGGAGGAAGCCCUAACCCACCUGGAGAAGAUUGCAGGUGACCUGCGGGAGGAGACUGACUACCCAGGCAUUGGGCUGGGUUGGGGGAAUGCCAUGACCCUGAUGGAGUUUGUCGGUGGAACAGAGCAUGACGUGGAUGUGCUGCUCUUCGAUGGCCGGCUGGAGGGCGCCUUCGUAUCAGACAAUGGCCCCACCCGAUUGCCUGCCUUCACUGAGACGGCUGCGCGGAUGCCCACAGGCUUGGCACCAGAUAAGAGAGUGCAGCUGAUCCAUGCGGCGUACCACAGCUGCCUGGCCUGCGGGUUACGUGAUGGCGUCUUCAAUGUGGAGCUGAAGAUGACGCCGCUGGGGCCUCGCCUCCUUGAGAUCAAUGCCCGCAUGGGCGGCUUUUACUUGCGCGACUGGAUCCUCCAGCUCUACGGCGUGGACAUCCUGCUGGCUGCCUUCAUGGUGGCCUGUGGCCUGCCGCCCCGCCUGCCCUCAGCCACCUGCCUCCCACCACAGGGCCACUACGCCGGCAUAAUGUGUGUUGUGUCACAGCACCGCCAGGCGCUGAAUACCACAGCACACCCCAGGCGGCUGCGCCAGCUCCACCAGGAGGGAGUGCUGCGCCUCAACGAGCUGGAGGAGGAGCUCAUCUCUGGCGAGUAUGAGGAGCCCUACUGCAACGUAAGCGUGAGGGACGACCGGCCAGAUGACGCCCGCCAACGCCUGCUGGCACUGUGCCAGGGACUUGGGCUGCACUGCCCGCCCCGCUAUGACCUGGGCUAUUUCCUGUCCCAGUUUAAAUAGAGAGCCUACUUCCUGUCCCACUUUAAGGGCCUACUUCUUGUUACACAUUAUGUAGAGAGCCCACUUCCUGUUCCACUUCAAGCAAAGGGUAGUGCUGAGUGAUUCAUGUUUUUUUUUUUUAGUUCAGUGUGAUUUCAAUUUGGUUUCUGAAAUGAAUCACGGUUUUUGAUUUCGUUUUUUUUUUAUUUAAAUAUGAAUGUACCAUGAAAUAAUGACAUUUGAAAUUCUUUUUGAAUAUUUUUUUUAUUGAAAUGUUAAACACAAACUUAAAAAACUUCAAAACUCUAUUUUAAAAUUCUCCAAUGUGGUGACUGCAUAUUACAGUAAAUCACUUGCAUAAAUUAUCAGUUUGGUUUUUAAAAAUAUAUGAAAAUUUCA